CGCCGCUCGUAACCACGCCCCUUCAAAAACACCAAAACCAAUAUGGCGGACGGCUCUGGAUGUUCCUGCCGUUUUGGCUCUGCCAGGCCGCGAUAUUGGCCACAGUUGAUGUCUGUUUGUGUGGAAAAGGUUAUGAGCUGCACCGCUGCGGGUCACAGAACCCACUCCGGUCGAACCGGGCCGGGUAAUCCUUGAUCUUCUGAAAACCCGCAGCUCACGUUGGUUCCUCCAGAAAAAUUCUCAUCAACCAAUCAAAGGCAGAGCUGUUUGAUGGGGACGUAACGUCAGACCCAGAGAGCCAAUCCACGACUCUGAUACAAACUACGAGGAGGAAGGCCCGCCCCCUGCGUGUCGAACUACAGAGCGCGUGAAGAAGAAAGAGUAGAACCGUCCGAAUCGGUUCGGUCCGACUGCUGAAGCGACGCUCCAGCAACAGCAACAUGGACACUGAGCUGUUUAUGGAGUGUGAGGAGGAGGAGCUGGAACCGUGGCAACAAGUGGACGACAGCGUAGAGGAAGAUGACAUGGAGUACACGGACAACUACGGAGAGCCAGUGGAGGAUUCUUCACCCUGUGAGACUCCGCCCCCCAGGUCUCCCCUGCCCAGCACACCUGUCCCAGCAGGUGCACCGCCUUUCGUCUCCUUGGCCCCUCCUCCACCUCUCUCCGUCUCCAUCUCCAAGCCCGCCGCCUCGGCCCCACCCUUCAGAGCUCAGGCUCCGCCCCUCAUCCUGACGCAGACCGCCGGUGGAACGUUCCUCCUGCCGGCCGGGCCCGGCGCCACCCAGCCCAUCCUCCUCACCACGCAGGGCUUCCAGGUUCCCACAGUGAUGACUCCCGGCACGCCGCUGGUUCUCAACCUGCAGUCCAACCUGCAGACGGUCCAGCUGAUCCAGUCGCCAACUCUGGGCCAGCUGGUCCGACCCACUGUGGCCGUGUCUACCGUGCUGUCUCAGAACCAGACUGGACCCGGUCCGGCCCACCCGGGAUCCGGUUUCACCACUUUGACCAUCAGAACCGGCGCUCCGGGAUCUGUCAACCUGCAGGUGGCGCCUGUGGGCGGCGCCGGCUCCCUGAAGCUGGCCGGUACUCCGGGCCUCCGGCCCACUUCCACCAACGGAGUCAUGAAGGCCACGCCCCUCAGUGCCCCCACAGCUCCAGGCCCCACCCAGCGUGUGGUUACCACGGCGACCGCGGCUGUGCCCCCCCGGGUGGUGAUGAGUGUGGAGGAGUUUUACUACGGCAGGUUCAGCGGAGACGUCAGCCUGAGGAGGCCGCCGCCGCCUGGAGCCGCCAUCUUCUCUUUCACCUGCAACAUCUGCUGCUUCAGGGCAGAGAACAACCUCAGGUUGAUGCAGCACGUCCUUCACCACUCGGAGCUGGUAGUGGAGAGUAAAGAGCGUCAGUGCUGUCGGUUCUGCUACCGCCAGUUCUCGUCCCAGAGCCAGCUGAGGGACCACCAGGAUCAGGUCCACGGCUCCGCCCAGUCCACCUGUCUGUGUCGGAUCUGUGAGUGGGCCUUCGACAGCGAGCCGGCUUUCCUCAACCACAUGAAGUCCAACCACAAGCCGGGCGAGAUGCCCUACGUCUGCCAGGUGUGCUCGUUUCGCUCGUCCUUCUACUCGGACGUCGUGCAGCACUUCGCCACCUUCCACAGAGAGACGCCGUUCCUGCUCUGCGUCUUCUGCCUGAAGGUGAUGAAGAACCCCGGCAACUACCAGCAGCACCUGUUCAGGCACAAGCUGAGCCAGGCCUUCCACUGCAACAGAUGUCGCCUUCAGUUCACCUUCCUCAAAGACAAGAUGCAGCACAAGGUGGAGAACCACCGCAGCUUCCGCCGGCCGCCGCAGCUGGAGGGGCUGCCACCGGGGUCAAAGGUAACGAUCCGGACCUACGGGAAGGUCAGGCCUCCGAUGGCGUCAAACUGCAUUUUUCAGCCCAACAGAAUCAAAACCGAGCCGAUGUUCCCGAUCCAGAAGAACCCCCCGCUGUUCAAAGUUCCCAAGUCUCCGACCCGGAGGGGGCUGGGCUGCCGGGAGCCCGGCAGGUUCUGGUCGGCAGACCGCUUGGUGUGUCUGGAGUGCGGAACCGAUGCAUCGGACCUGACGGCUCAUUACCCGACCUACGUCCACUGCCUGCUGUGUCCCUACAGCAGCUGCUGCUCCCGGGCCUACGCCGCCCACAUGAUCCACCACCAUGUCCGUGGCUCCAGAGAUAAGGUGCUUCCUCUGCAGAAGGCUCCGCCCCCUUGCACCUUCCUGCUGCGCUGCUCUGAAUGCGACUUCCUGCCUCAGACAGCAGAUCAGAUGGCCGAACACCUGCUGAGCAACCCGGAGCACGAUGGCGCCACCUGCUGCUCCCGCGAGUACGUUGAGCCUGACAUCCUGCUGUGCCUCAGCGCAGAGCAGCAGUCUUCACAGGAACUGGACCAGAACCAGGACUCAGCAGAACCGGCCUGGAAGCUGGCAGAGAGCUGGAAACGUCCAGAGGAGAGUGCCUGGACCUCGGUCCUGUCCUUCACCCAGCCCAGCGGGCCCAACCACUUCCUGUCUAAGAACAGCGACGCCAUGGACUUCUUCAGCCUGCUCUUCCCGCCGGCGCUCGUCGAGCUCAUCGCCAAGGAGACCAACGCCCAUGCCAAGGCGUGCCGCCUGCUGGGCCGCUGCCCGCCCGACUGGGUCCCCGUCACCGGCCCGGAGGUCAAAGGUUUCCUGGGCCUGGUGAUCCUGAUGGGCGUCCACAACCUGCCGGACCCGACGCACUACUGGUCCUUCAACCACUUUGACAACAGCUACACCUUCCACCGCGCCAUGCCGCUGCGCCGCUACCAGCAGCUCGCCGCCCACCUCCGCAUGGGCAGCUUCGUGGGCGAGCUCCACGGGCCGGGCCGCUCCGCUGACCCGCUGCACGCCUUCCGGCCCAUGCUGGACCUCCUGGGCGGUGCCAUGUGGGACGCCUACCGGCCCAACUGCUGCCUGGCUGUGGACCGGGCGCUGCUGCCCAGCCUGGAGGGCGAGGAGCGUGGCGAGCAGCGCGGCGCACACAGUGGCGGCGGCGCCCAGCCUCAGGUCUGGCUGCUCUGCGACUCCAAGUCUGGCUACUGCCACCGCCUGUCCAUCCAGCUGGGGGAGCGGCUCGGCCCGGACCUGGGCUUCAGCGUGGUUCCAGAGCUGGUCAGAGACCUGGACGACAAGCACCACCAGCUGUUCCUGGCCAACUCGCUGGCCUCCGUCCCGCUCAUGCAGACGCUGCUGCAGCAGAACAUCUACGCCUGCAGCUCCUUCCCGCCUCCCAGCCCCGUCCUGCCCCGCCCGCUGUGGGACGACGGCGAGCUGCGCAACCCGGGAGACUUCCUGCAGAGGCAGUGCGGCCCCCUGCUGGCCACCCGCUGGCGCGACACCAAGGAGACGGGCUGCCUGUCCACCAAUGCGGCGCCGGGCCAGCCGGACGCCGUCUGGAGGAGCAAGGCAGGCGGGCUGGUGACCAUCGAGCGGCCCAUGGCCUUCCGCCUGCUGCAGGAGAACAUGCGGGGCGUGGACAUCUGCAAGCAGCUGCUGGCCUGCAACCAGCUGGGAGGCGUGCCGCAGGACCGCCACUGGCGCAACCUGUUCUGGUUCCUGGUCAACCUGAGCGUGGUCAACGCCUUCAUCGUAAUGCGGGAGAGCCGCAAGGACAACCCGCCCACCUGGGUGCAGGACGGCCUGUUCAGCCAGCUGGCCUUCCGCCGCCGGCUGGGCAACCAGCUGGCCCGCUGCGCCCAGAGGCACGGCGAGGCACCAGAGUCGCCGGGCCCCCAUGGGGCCCGCGCCACCGCCGAGGAGCCCGUCCGGCAGCGCCACAAGAUGACGAAGAUCAGCAGCGUCUCCAAGCGCUGCAGGAACUGCAACAUGAAGAACCUGCGGCAUGAGAGCGUGUACGGCUGCACCGUCUGCGACGCCAACCUGUGCAAGCGGCCCGGCUGCUUCUGGGAGUUCCACGGCCUGCCGCCGCUCCACCGUGGGUCGACCAAGCUGGGCUUCCUGAAGGACAGACUCAGCGGAGAGAUCGUCAUGGAUGAGGUCAGCGUGGACGAGACGUUCGGCCCGGUGGAGGACCUGGACUUUUCCGACGACGAGCCGCUGGACGAGCCAGAAGACGAGGAGGAGAUGAACCUGACCGGAGCCGGUCCAGAGUCCGGUCCAGAGCCUGGUCCGCCUUCAGAGAGCGGCGGCCGUGCCGCGGCGCAGCCAGCCAUGGUGCGCCGCGGCACGCUGUCGGUGCGGCAGCUCCGCAUCAUCCUGUUUGCGCUGUGCGAAGGUCUGCGGCAGGCGUCCCGCGUCUUCUCCACCGACCCACAGCUGAUCCGCCGCUGGCUGCGGGAGGCGCGGGCGCGGUCGGCGCAGGAGGAGGAGCGGCAUGCAGACGGCGCGGCGCGCAUGGUGGCCUGGGUGCUGUCCAUGCGGGAGCAGCAGCUGCCGCUCACCGAGAGCAACCUGUUCAACAAGGCGUCCAUCCUGAAGAAGAAGAAGGCAUUCGGCGACGCCUUCCGCAUCUCCUACGACUGGGCUGUCGGCUUCCUGCUGCGCCACCGGCUGGGCGUCUGCAGGGCGGGUCGGGCUGUGGGCCUCGGCCGUGCCGCACCGCCGCCGCUGCGGGCCCGGGUCGGCGCCUUCAGGGAGUUCACUCGGCGGGCGGUGCGGUCCCACCGGCUGGCGCGGCGCGCCGUGGCCGCCAUGGACGAGCUCUGCCUCUUUGUGGAUUUCCGGCUGGUCCAGGACCGGUCCAGGCGCUGCGAGGCGCUGGAGCUGACCGGGUCCUCGCCGCUGCUCACCGUCUACCUGGCAGUUCUGGCUGACGGCGCCGUGCUGCCGGCGCUGGUUCUCCUCAGCCGGCCGGUCCCGCAGGCGGCGCCGCCCGACCUCGCCUUGCUGGAGGUCCGGACGGACGGCCUGAGCGCCGAAGACGCCCUGGACCUCUGGACCACCAAGGUCUGGCUGCCGCACCUGUCCGGCCUGGCCCAUUCCGGGAAGUCCCUGCUGGUUCUGGACCGGCACCGGGAGCACCUGGCUGACCCGUUCCUGGCGGCGCUGAGCGCGGCCCGCAGCCUGCCGGCCAUCAUUCCCACAGGAUGCUCCUUCUGCCUGCAGCCGCUGGACGUCUGCCUGAAGCCGGCGCUGCAGCGCUUCCUGCUGGCCCGCUGGGCCCGGUUCGCCGCCGAACCGGAACCGGAGCUGGACGACCCGACCCACAUGCCGCAGGACAACGUGACCCGAAUGCUGGUGGACUGGCUGCUGGACGCCAUGACGCACCUGUGCCGCCUGCCGCACACCUGGAGGACGUCCUUCCAGCUAACCGGACUCCUGCUGGACCAGACCGGGCCGGAACCACGGGACCAGCAGGCAGAACUCAUCAGAACCCUGACAUGCAUCCUGCUGGGUCCGGACACAGCAGAAACAGAACCGGCUGAACUUCAGGAGGACGAAGAGCAGGACGGGGACGGACAGGAGACAUCCGAGGAGAAACCGCUGUCCAAAGAGAACGAGACGGAGGACAGGAAGGAGGCGGAGGACAGGAAGGAGGCGGAGGACAGGAAGGAGGCGGGCACAGAGGACAGCUUGGCAGCGGAGACUCUAGAGGACAGCGAGGAAGAGGAGGGUCAGCAGAGACAGGAGGAGACGAGGGAGGCGAGCAGAGAGAGACGGGAAACGCGGAUCGAGAUCGGGGAGGAAGUUGGAGACGAGUGGAAGAUCCGGAGCGACGGCACCAGAACCGUGGAAGACAGCUGAGGUUCUGACCCGAUUCUGACUCAGAAUGCCCGUGCUCCCCCAGUGGCUGACAGAUGAACUGCUUCCGCCUGCUGGUCAGUUAGACCGGAACCAGAACCGGGCUCUGUCCGGAUCCGAAGGGCAAAACGUUUUUAAUGGACCUUUAUUUAAAAAUCACUGAGGUUCAACAUCAGCCAAUCAGAGACAAAGGGGCGGGGCUUCAGCGUCCACCAGACGGUCCAGAUGUCACACCUGAGGUUCUAAUGAACAGAACACCAUGAAAGUUUACAGUCUGAGCUGCUCAGAUCAAAAUGGGUCAUCAGAACCACCAGAACUUUCAGAACCAGGUUUAGAUGAACAAACAGAAGUGAGUGGCGCCGUGGCGACAGACGAUUCUCUACCCAGCUGCAGCUACUUCCUGGUAGCAGGAGGCUACUUCCAAUCUGAAGCUGCUGAUCUGAUCAAUGAUAGGCUGGAAGGAGAGUACUAGCUAGCAUUAGCUUUGGGUAAGCUAACAACUAGCAUGCCUAAGCUGGUCCCCUACUUCAUCUGCUGUCCAUUAGCAUUUGCUAUGCCAGUAUUAGCUUUAAAAAGGCUAGCACUAGCAUUGAGUAUUCUAGCAAGUUGCUUGUGUCUUAUUACCAUAAAAUGUCAAAACACGACAUCAUUGUUAGCAACGCUUAAUUGAUGUCGCUUACAGAAAAUGCAUGAGAAAUGUUUUUUUUUUUUUUUACUUUAUGUUUAUUGAUUGUGUUUCAUUUAUUAAUCACAUACAGAACACAGAGCGGAAACAACUGUCGACAAGAAGCAUUUCUUACAUUCUGACAAAGAUGAACAGAUAUAGGAUGAAAACAGCAUACAAAGUUACAUCCCAAUCUUUGGGUUUUUCAGCAGCAAUUAAAGUGACAGUAUAAGUCACCUGAUUCAGUUAUUGUUUUCUAGAAAUCUAGUCCAUUUGCUCCAUCUCUUUUUGUAAAGGUCCGAUUGUAGUCUCAACAUGAACGUUAACUUUUCCAUUUUGUGGGUUUCGUCCACCAGUUCCAGCCAGUUCUUUAGCGUUGGUGGGUCGGGUUGAAGCCAUUUCCAAGUGAUCGAUUUUUUUGGCUGUAGCACUGAAGAUUUUUAAUAAAUAUUUGUCACUCAUGUUCCAACUCUCAGGAACGGCUCCGAGCAACAAUGACAUGGUAGGUUGUUGGAGUCUGAGAUCCAAAAUUAUUUCAAUUUUCUCCAAAACUUUUUUCCAAUAAGACUUGAUCUUUAUGCAGUGAUUUGGCUCCGCGUCCCCACAUCCCCUCCAGCAUUUAGAAGCAUUUGGGUUUCUAUAAGACUGAUGCUUUGGUGUUCUAAAAAACGUAACAAGUUUUUCCAACUGAACUCACGCCAAUAGUUUGAGGAGGCUGAAGCAGCAGAUUCACACAUAUUGUCCCAUUGUUCUUGUGAUAUUUUAGCAUUCAUCUCUUCCUCCCAUCUUUUCCUAACAUAAUCUGUUGACACUCCUUUGGAUCUCAACAAUCCCUGAUACAGUUUGGAGAUGUGAUCUUGCCAGGCGUGGAGUAAGCUUGUGACACCAAUUGAAUUAUCUCGUUAGACUCUGAGAUGUAGUCUUUUAAUAUGUUUGGAAAAAAAAAUUGUCUAAAUUGCAGAUAUCUAAAGAAGUCCCCUUUUUCUAGAUCAUAUUUUUGUUGUAGUGUGUGAAAACUUGGUAGUGUAUUUUUGUCCAGUAUCCUGCAAUAAGCAGUUAUUCCUUUCUGUGACCAGUUUUUAAAACUGGAAUCUAAUUGGUUAUGGGUGAAAUCUGAGUCAAAGGCGGCCCAUCUGAGAAUUCGUAUUUGGUUUUCCAAGUUUAAUUCCUUAACCACUUCAAACCAGGUCAAAAGGGUAAAUGACACUAGGGGAUCUAAUUUUUUUCGGCAUGCUGCUGCAAGUUUCUGAUCUCCAAUCAGAGCUUGUAUUGAAAUGUUUCCACACUUGGUUUCUAAUUCUUUCCAUCCAGCCUCGUAAGUAUGAUCACACCACUGUACUACUGUUUUGAGUUGAGCUGCAAGGUAAUAGCCAUGAAGAUUAGGGAGUGACAGCCCCCCUUUUUCUUUCCUAAUUGUAAGAGUACUGUAUCUAAUUCUGGGUUUCUGUCCCUUCCAAAUAAAAUGAGAUAUCAAUUUGUCCCACUCACAAAACUGAGAAUGAGGGAUUUUAAUAGGCAAAGAAAUAAAUAGGUAUAAUAACCUAGGUAAUACUGACAUCCUAAUUACCUCAAUUCUUGAAUUAAAGUCAAUUAUAGAUCCCGACCACUGUGUGAGGUCUUGUUUAAUUCUCCUAUUUACAGAUUCAAAAUUUUUUUUGUACAAAUCAAUCAGCAGGUAAGCCAACCAUAUACCCAAGUUGUUUUCUUAGACCAGUCAAUAGGGAUUUUAUCUUUCAGCUCAACCGAUGAGUGAUAGUUAAAACACAUAAUCUGUGUUUUAUCCAUAUUAAGUCUGUAUCCUGAGUAGGUGCCAAAUAUGCCUAGUAACUUUAGGACGGCCAGGAUGGAUUGCUCCGGGCUCGAGAGGUAUAGAAGGAUGUCAUCAGCAUAUAGUGCUAUUUUAUGUUCUCCUGAAUUCGUUACUAUGCCAUGAAUACCAUUGUUCUCCCUAAUUGCCUGGGCAAGAGGCUCUAUGUAAAGUGCAAAAGGAGUUGGGGAGAGCGGGCAGCCUUGUCGAGUGGAUCUCUCCAGCUUUAUUGUGUCUGUCAAGCGGCCAUUUAUCUUGAUCCUAGCAGUGGGCGACGCGUAUAAUGUUCUAAUAAUGUUGAUUGUGGUUUGUGAAAAACCAAAUCGUUCCAAAACUAGGAAUAAGUACUCCCAACUGACACGAUCAAAAGCCUUUUCUGCGUCUAAGCUCGCCAAUACUGCUGUAUGAUUGUUUGUCUGAAUAUUCUGAAUUAUGUGAAGUGAGCGUCUUAUAUUAUCCUGAGUUUGUCGGCCAGAGACAAACCCGGUUUGGUCCCCAUCAAUCAGAUCUGGGACAAACGCGUUCAACCUAUUGGACAAGAUAGAAGCAUAUAGUUUAUAAUCCUGGUUAAGGAUCGAGAUCGGUCUGUAUGAACUGCAUAAUAUUUUGUUUUUUCCUUCUUUUGGUAUUACCGUUAUAAUUGCUUCAGACCAUGAUGGCGGUGUUGUUAUUUUCCCUAAUGCCCAAUUUAAUGAUUUUAAUAAAACAGGGGAUAGUUCUUCUUCAAAUAUCUUAUACCAUUCACCUGGAAGACCGUCAGUACCGGGUGAUUUAUUAUUUUUUAAUUUUUUUACCGCUAUUAUCAGUUCCUUUUCCGUGAUUUGCUCAGUAAAACUUUUGUUCUGACAUUCUCCAAUUGUUGGCAAGUCCAAUGAAUUGAGAAAUGUUUUAACAUCUUCUAUUUUGCGUUGUUCUUGUUGUGCGUACAAUUCUUUAUAAUAUGUUUGAAAAGCUUUGUCAAUACCAUCCAAACUGUUUUCUACUAUUCCUAUCUGUGGGUCAGUUAUGGAGCAAAUUGAGUGCAUUAUUUGUUUUUUGUCAAUUCUUCUUGCAAGUAGUUUUGUUGCCUUUGGUCCAGCUUCGUAAAAUGAUUGUUUUAGUAAUUUAUAUUUUUUUUCUUCCUCUCUUUUAUGUAUAUCCAAAAUUUUACUCUUUGUCUCUUGGAUUUGUGCAUUGAUAUAAUCAAGUUGGUUUUUAAUUUGCAAGCUCUCCAAUUCUUUUAAUUUGGUCUCCAAUUUAUUUAGUUCCUUUUCUUUCUUAAUAGAGAAACGUUUUUAUCCAUGUUUAGAGGAAAAGGUUCGAGUCAUGAGCGACCAGACUGCGCAUGCUACUUGGCUAGAGCUAAUGCUAACCUAAACAGGGCUUUCACCAGUGUAUCCAAGGCUACAGUUAGCUUAUCCAUGCUAAUGGACAGCAGAUGAAGUAGGGGACCAGCUUAGGCAUGCUAGUUGUUAGCUUACCCAAAGCUAAUGCUAGCUAGUACUCUCCUUCCAGCCUAUCAUUGAUCAGAUCAGCAGCAUCAGAUUGGAAGUAGCCUCCUGCUACCAGGAAGUAGCUGCAGCUGGGUGGAGAAUCGCCCGGCGUGUGUGUGUGUGUGUUAGAGAAGAUGACUCCUCUUCCUCACCUUCAGGAGGAAGAGCAACGUUAAUGUCUGGUUUGGUUUUGAUGAUGUCACCGUGGCCCUGGAAGCUGAUUGGCUGCUGUUAUUUUUGUAGAUGACCACUUCCUGUUUCGGUUGUCAGAACACGAUGAUGAAUAAAGCAACCUGUCCAGGU
Xiphophorus couchianus (Monterrey platyfish) is the source of this 10008-nucleotide messenger RNA. RefSeq lists its product as uncharacterized. The record is from RefSeq and is a predicted model, not a curated record. The transcript has 20 exons. NCBI's taxonomy places the organism in Eukaryota, Metazoa, Chordata, Actinopteri, Cyprinodontiformes, Poeciliidae. Bases 441 to 5765 code for a protein of 1774 amino acids.